UGAUGAGCGUGGUCUUUUCGUGGAGUUUAUGGCGUCAAAGAAGUUUAUGGUGACCGCCCGAACAUGGACUGCGGCCGAGGGAUGUUUUGCCCGUUUUGUGGCAAACACAUGAACAGCUUAACGCGGUUUUGCUUUACGUGUGGUCGGUGUUUGGAGUUUUUAAAGGACGCGGACCAGACAUACUGCAUCAUUGCGUUCAAUAUUUUAACGAGGGUCACUCGUACGCUGUAAUCGUGGACAUGAUGUCAAGUCUACACGGUGUAAACAUCAGCUUGAGGACUCUUAAAAGUAAACUGAACGAAGCCGGGUUGUACCGCAGAAAGGAUUAUUCCUCGCCAAACGCCGUGAGUAACGCCAUCAGAUUUGAACUUCGUGGACCUGGACAACUACUCAAUGGGACCUAACUAUAUGUGGCACGCAGAUGGUUAUGACAAACUUAAGCCAUUCGGUUUGGCCAUUUCGGGAUGCAUAGAUGGAUUUUCACGUAAAGUAUUGUGGCUUCAAUGUGGACCAACAAAUAAUAACCCAACAGUGAUUGCUCACUAUUUCAUGUCAUGUGUGCGAAACCUCGGUGUCAUCCCCAUGAGACUGAGGACUGAUUGCGGCACUGAGAACGGCAUAAUGGCUGCAAUUCAAUGUACCCUACGCCACCAUCACAGUGACUACUACUCUGGAGCUUCCAGCCACAUGUACGGCUCAUCUAUAAAUAACCAGCGUAUUGAGUCCUGGUGGUCUAUAUUUAGAAAGGGAAGGUCUCAGUUCUGGAUGGAGUUAUUUGCCGACCUUAGAGAUGCCGGAUACUUCAACGGGAGUCAUGAGCAUCAAUGCCUAUUGAGAUAUUGCUUUGGUGAUGUUAUUCAGAAGGACUUGGAUGAGUGUGUGAGACUGUGGAACAGCCACAGGAUUCGCCCUUCCAGAACAGCAGCAUGUCCAGGAGGAGUGCCCAAUGAACUCUACUACUUACCACACAGGUUUGGCUCCAGAGACUGCGGAUUUCAAAGUGAACAAGCUGAACUGGAUGCCCUUCCUGAGGCUAGCCUGUCAAUGACUCCUUGUGGGGACCCAAACAUGCAGGAGUACUUGGACUUUGCCAUGGAACACAAUCAGUUACAGAAGCCAGACAACUGGGAGUCUGCAUCCGAACUGUACAUGAAACUAAAAGAAAUGGCAUAGCUAUGAAAUGAUCAAAAAUGGAGGGUUUUUUGUAGUGGUGGAAUACUGCUGUCUGUCUGAACACAAUAUUUCUGAAUCUGUCACCCAAAGCUUAAUUGUUUUUAAGUGUGAAGUAAAUUAAUCAAAAAUAGUAAUCAGUAUUUAUUACACUUUUGUAGUAUUGAGAGUAAUGGAUCUAAAACAUUUUCAAAAUGUUUACUGUGAGAAAAGAACAUGCUCACAUACAGUAACAUUAUAAAAACAACUUUAGCAACUGCACUUUAAAAGUGCACCUUUAAUAGGGUUGGGCAUCAAGAACCAAUUCCUACUUGGAAUAGUUUAAAAAAAUACGAUUCCAUCGGAAUUGUUUCUUUAUUGGAAUCGUUUUGGAGGAUUGGGUUUCAAAUCUGAUCAUGGGUUCCAAAUUUAACAUGCGCAAGUUUUGGUUUCUGUAGCGGCCAGGUGCUUGUUGUGUUGCAGCCAUGGAGCACAGUAAGCGGUGCUCUAGUGUGGCUUUAUUUUACAUUGAAAAAGCCCCGUCAAACUGCAACCCACCUUUGAAUCAAAAUAAAACUUUCCUCUUAUUUGUGAAAUAAGCAUGUGACCCGUUUCAACUCCACCACUCAAAGAAUCGGAAUCGAGAAUCGAUAACAACUGGAAUCAAAAGGAAGAAUCGGAAUUGGAAUCAGAAUUGUUAAAAUCUAAAUGAUGCCCAACCCUAACCUUUAACAACAACAACUUUUUCAGAGUCUUGGGAACGCAGAGUCCUCCAGGAACUCUAUUUGUGGCAGUGGUUCCAAGCCAGAUGGGGGAAGUGAAGACAGCCCAGUAGCAAACAUCAAAACAUCUUCCACAGACACAGCAGCCUGGCCUUCUGCAAAGAAAAACAAUUCAGAUACAUCACUGCCAUGUGUUUUCUUAACUAGUUAUAAAAAACAAACUAACAAACCUUCACAAUCAAGGAGAUAGUCUGCCCAGUAGGCCAUGGUUUGACUUUCUUUAAGUCUUUGAUUACUCCCCGAAGGACUGAGGUCAGGUUUGAAGAGUCUCAAGUUCAAAAGUAGUGAGUCGCCUUUCAGAGUGGCACAUGACAGGGGCCAGCAAAGUAGGGUGUUGCUGUAGUGCAGUCAAAAACUCCAGGGUUGAAAGACCAUCUCUGAAUCUACAGAGUGAACACAAACAUUGUUUCACUGCUGUGUAGUGCCAAUUGAAUUUAAAAUUAUCUAAAGAAAACUAUUAAAUAUUCUCUUCUCUACAA
This is a messenger RNA of Coregonus clupeaformis (lake whitefish), 2410 nucleotides long. RefSeq lists its product as uncharacterized. The coding region runs from base 394 to 1173 and encodes 259 amino acids. Lineage: Eukaryota; Metazoa; Chordata; Actinopteri; Salmoniformes; Salmonidae. The transcript is spliced from 3 exons. The record is from RefSeq and is a predicted model, not a curated record.